This is a messenger RNA of Lactuca virosa, 906 nucleotides long. The record is from the annotation of a GenBank genome assembly. Lineage: Eukaryota; Viridiplantae; Streptophyta; Magnoliopsida; Asterales; Asteraceae.
AUGUCUGCGACAGGACCUACUGUUGAUUCUUCAGUUAAGCACCAAUGGGGACUUGAUGGGGAAGAAGAAAACUCCUCGAAAAACUACGCUCUCAGUGGCAAAAUCAUGCUUUCUUCAAUAAUUGUCCUCUUCGUCGUCGUCGUUUUCUUGGUUCUUCUCCACCUAUACGCACGAUGGUACCUCCUCCGCCUCCGCCGCCGUAACGAAACCCGACGUAGUAAUCGCCGCAAUCGUUCCACCCGUGUUGUCUUCUACGUCGACUCGAAUAACACUGUGGGUAUGCCAACUGGUGGGCUUGAUGCAUCUGUGUUGAAGGGACUCCCUUUGUUUGUGUACUCGUCGGAAACUAACAAAGAUAUGCCGGAAUGUGCCGUGUGUUUGUCGGAGUUUGAAGAGGGUGAAAAAGGUCGGAUUUUGCCAAAAUGUAGACAUAGCUUUCACACGGAGUGUAUUGACAUGUGGUUUCAUAGUAACUCAACUUGCCCGCUUUGCCGAUCGCCGGUGGAGCCUGCUGAUAUGGAAAUGAGGAUGUCGGUUGAGCAACCGGCGACUGUAGCCGAACCCAGUUCAAGCACUUCACUUAGCUCCCCGGUUCAACGUAUCGGGGAUCAUACAGAAACGCCGUCGUUGGCAGAUCGGAGAAAGGGAAUCGACGUCAGAAUAGAUGUGCCAAGUCGGAGCGAGUUACAGGCGGAUAAUGAGUUUCGGUUGCCGUCGCCGAGUCAGGGUUUCAGAUCUCCGGGAAGCAGAUUAAUGGCUUUGAAGAGGAUAAUCAGUAUGAGUAGAAAAUCGCCAGCGGUUUCUCCGUCGUCAGGCGUCGGACCUAGUUGUUUGACGGUGACCGAGUCAGAUCUCGAGUCAGCGUGUCAUGAGUCAACUCGGAUAGGGACCGAUGAUCUUAGAUGA